Humulus lupulus (European hop) is the source of this 1367-nucleotide messenger RNA. RefSeq names its product WRKY transcription factor 55. Bases 225 to 1262 code for a protein of 345 amino acids. NCBI's taxonomy places the organism in Eukaryota, Viridiplantae, Streptophyta, Magnoliopsida, Rosales, Cannabaceae. The record is from RefSeq and is a predicted model, not a curated record. Gene Ontology annotation, biological process: regulation of DNA-templated transcription. Gene Ontology annotation, molecular function: DNA-binding transcription factor activity; sequence-specific DNA binding. The transcript has 3 exons.
UCCAAAUAUUUCUAAUAUAUAUAUAUAUAUAUAAUUAUAAGCUUAAUUAAGAGCUAGAGUAUUAACAUCAUAGAAGCUUGUUCCAGCUACACCAUGUAUAAAAAUAUAAGCUCAUCCCUACCCCUUUAAAAUUCCUCUCAUCAAUUCAUCAACACAAUAUAUAUAUAUAUAUAUCAAGCCUUCGAAAUCAUCACAAUUAUAUAUAAUUAAGUGUAAAUUGGAGAAUGAAACCGUAUAUGGAGGAACACAGCAAUAUGGUUUCGUUGAUCCUCCAUGGAUGCAAGUUAGCCAAAGAACUGGAAUCGAAUCUGGGCGAUCAUCAGUCAAACGAGCUAGCGAAUCGCUGCGACGAGAUUGCGAAGAUUUUCGGCUGCGCUAAGGAGCGGCUGCGUCGAGUUACUACAAGUCAAGAUUACAACAUGUUAACGGCGCUACAAAAUAAUGCUAGUAUUGGCCAUGGUGGGAGCUUCCAAGAAUUGCUUAGGUCUUGUACUACUACUACUGAUCAUGAUAUUAUAAGAGGUUUUGCUCAUCAUGAAAAUAGAAUUAUCCCCAAUAAUAAUAUGGCUACAAAUAUUGAAAUUCUUGGCUCAUCAUCAUCGUCAUCCUCGUCACAAAGACCACGAAAAAGAAAGGAUGAUCCGGAAAUUCGAAUAGUGAAGAUGGCUGCACCUCAGAUUGGAAAUACUGAAAUCCCACCGGAAGAUAACUACACUUGGCGAAAAUAUGGACAAAAGGAGAUCAUGGGCUCAAAGUAUCCUAGGGGCUACUAUAGGUGCACUCACCAGAAGCUGUACAAUUGUUCAGCAAAGAAGCAAGUGCAGCGACUGGACGAUGAUCCUUUAAUGUUCGAGGUGAUGUACAGGGGUAACCACACGUGUCACAUGUCGGCCACAGCUCCGACGUCUGUCUUACCGCCGCAAGGAGGGUUUGUGUCAAUGUCACAAAGUAUGGUAAUAGAUCAUCCAUCGCAACCACUAACAGCAAUUACUACUGCCACUGCCACUGCUACUUGUUCAGUUCCUCUAGGGGGGUCAUGGCUUUCCAUGAAAUGUUCCGCCGCCACAGCAGGAGGAGGAAGAGGAGGAGGGAGUACCAGCGGCGGCGGCGGCGGCGGCGGUAGUACUAACAAAGAGAUGGUUCAUGUUCAUGAUUUUCAUCCGGUGUUAGAUCUGGCGGACGUGAUGUUUAAUUCUGGCAGCAGCAGUAGCAAUAGCAUGGAGUUUUUGUUCCCUACUUCGAUGGAGGAAGAUCGUAAAUAAGCUGCUAUACUACCUGACUAGCUAGCUAGCUAAUUAUAAUUUCAAAUGAGAAUUUUGAUUGUAGCUAACUGAUCAAUAAUCAAUCGGUUUGGUUGAUUUUUAUAA